Messenger RNA from Sinocyclocheilus grahami, 2373 nucleotides. It is a transcript of the gene fignl2, whose product is annotated as fidgetin like 2. The coding region runs from base 155 to 2230 and encodes 691 amino acids. The record is from RefSeq and is a predicted model, not a curated record. Gene Ontology annotation, molecular function: microtubule severing ATPase activity; ATP hydrolysis activity; ATP binding. NCBI's taxonomy places the organism in Eukaryota, Metazoa, Chordata, Actinopteri, Cypriniformes, Cyprinidae. The transcript has 3 exons.
UGGAAUCAAGAAAUGCCACAAGCUGUUCUCAAACACGAAACACGUUUUUUAGAGUCCCAAUGCGAGUACAGGCCAGCGAUGGACUACAGCCGUACAGACGCUAACCUGGGUUUCCCCGCAGAACUGUUACCGUAAUCGAGGCCAGAUCCACAGAAUGCUGAGUCCCAUUGUUCCCUAUAGACUAUUGAAGAUGCACUGGAACCCGGAGCAUACACAGCCCCUGAGCCAGUGGCCUGAGCAGCAUUUGGACGUGUCCUCCACCACCUCAUCCCCUGCCCACAAGUCUGAGCUCUACCCCAGCCGUAGCUCCUACAGCUACGCCUGGGCAAAUGAUGACAUCUCAGCCCUUACUGCCUCCAACCUGCUGAAGCGCUAUGCUGAGAAAUACUCUGGCAUGCUAGACUCACCAUACGAACGCCCUGCUGUGGGCACAUACCCUGAGCCUGGAGCCUUUGGGGCCCUUAACGGAGGCCAGAAAAGCGAACUGGAACCUUGGCCUCUAACGCACAGCACUGAUGGGGGGUAUCCCUUGGUGCCUCCUCCUUCUCAUGAUGGUCUGUCGGGACCAAAGGUGGUUCCCACAUCAGCAGGUCCACCAGGCUCGGGCAAUGUGUCAGCAGUUAACAGCAACCUUUCGGACUCGGGAUACAGCGGGAGCAGCUCCUGCAGUGGGCCCCAUUCCAGUGACUACCCGCCCAGUUACAAUGGCACCUACCUCUCAUCAGGGUACUGCCCCCAACCCAGUUCAGCACUUCCAACAGCGUCGUUACAUGCCCUUCAGCCUAGCCCCACACUUCUCCCCAGUUACACACAUUCUACCCCCAUUUACAACUACCCCCCUAGCACCUACCCUCACCAGACUAGCCUUGCUCCUAGCUACACCCAUCCAACAGGCCCUUACAUCCCCUCGGGCAUAGCCGCCCCCUCUCCACUUCCAUCGAGACCCACAGUGGUUGGUGGCAGCUAUGGCUAUCAGAAUAGCAGUCUAGGGGGCUCAGAGCCUGGUGGCUCUCUGAAGAGAAAAGCAUUUGAGAUGACCCUGGAUGAGGAAGAUGGAGACAGUUCACGCUAUAGGAAAUAUAGCUAUGACCCCAUAAAAGCUGGGGGAGAUUCUCCAUAUGGGGUCACUGAUAAAGCUGAGUGCCGUGGAAAUGGCUUUGGAACAGGCAACACAGAUCCUCAAUCCUUUAAGCCUAGUAAACCUUCAUCUCAGUCAAGCCUGGAAGGAGACGAAGUGGGGAAGUACAGUGGGCUAAAGCCCUUGGUUUCACCAACGUAUGGAGCUGCAGGGGACUACAGUCCAUCGGCAGCCAUAACUGGGGAGAACGGAAGUUCGGAGCAAGGCUUCUCCCAACAUCGAUCUCAGAAGCGCUCCGAUCCCAUGAAAAGCAUGGAGCCCCAAAUGCUGGAGCUAGUAAGCCAGGAACUGCAAGAUUGCAGUCCGGCUUUGCUUUGGAGUGAACUGGCUGGGAACUGUCAUAUCAAAGCAGCGCUGGAGGAGGACAUGCUGUGGCCUGUCCUGCGACCCAACCCUGCCAUCCACCCACCCAGAACCGUCCUGCUGUUUGGUCCUCAAGGAGGGGGCAAAACCACACUGGUACGAUCCAUGGCAUCUCAACUGGGUGCUACCUUCUAUAGGCUGAGUUGUGCAACUUUGGCCUCUAAAUUGAAAGGAGAAGCAGAGCAACUUCUUGCCACUCUGUUCUCGGUGGCAACAGCCCGACAACCUGCAGUGGUGCUGCUCAGCGAGCUGGAGGCCGUUGAGGAGGAAGGUCUCGGACAGCAACUGCAGGCCCAGCUAGAGAAGAUUCAACAUGGUCAGAGCAACCUAGUUCUGGUUGUGUGCACCACGAGACGGCCUGAUUUGAUCAAAGAUCCCCUUAUGCGCUGCUUCUCCAAGCGUUACCACAUAGGCCUGCCAGAUGGAAACACACGCAGACAUGUGCUUCUGCAGGCACUGGCGCCCCAAGGCUGCAGUCUGGGCGAAAGGGAGAUGUCAGCAGUACUGCAGCGUUCAGAAGGCUUCUCCAUCUGGGAGCUGCUGCAGCUCUGCCAGCAGGCUCUGGCAUCAGCUUCUGCCUCUGCACCCAUGCCCUUGCAUGGCCUCCCUUCAUCCCUUUCUUCCCCUACCUUCCAAGACUUUGAAAAUGCUUUCUGCAAGGUUCGCCCUCACAGCACCCCCAAAGAACUGGACACUUGUAUGGAGUGGAGCAAGGUUUAUAGCCACUGAAAAACUAGUCAGCCACUGGUUGGGGACUGCUAAAUGUUUUUCUUUUUUUUCUUUAACUAUUUGUUGCAGCCAAAAGAGUGGGACUUGAAAUUACAGUUUAUGGUGGGGAAAUUUUUUUGAUUGAAUGCAUUUAAUCUAGGGAA